Messenger RNA from Trypanosoma theileri, 324 nucleotides. RefSeq lists its product as uncharacterized. The transcript has a single exon. The annotation marks the transcript as partial. The record is from RefSeq and is a predicted model, not a curated record. Lineage: Eukaryota; Euglenozoa; Kinetoplastea; Trypanosomatida; Trypanosomatidae.
AACGACUUUUCCCCGAAAAAGGUGCCCCAGAUCGCCGAUUUGCCUCUAAAUUUGUUAUUUGGCCUGCUCAAAAUCAAAUGCGGAUCAAAUAAGCCGCUAAACUCCAAUUUUCCCCGGACCCAGCUCCCGGUCAGACUUUCGACCCCCUUGGGACCCAAUUUUGGGAAAAAUAAAACCACACCCGACGUUUUUCAGAGAGGUCCUGUGAAAUCGUGGAAACCUAGAGGAAGAUUGAACCAUCACGACCUUUUGCAUUUAUGUCAAUCGAGUUUAUCUAGAACAAUAAAGCACUUUUUAAACAACCUAGUUCCCUUGAGCUCUUAA